UUUUUAAUAUUUUAUCAUAAUUUAAGUAAAUUUUACUUGAAUUAAAUUUAAUUUUAAAACAAAAUUUUAAAAUUUUAAUAAUAGCAGCUUCGAGAUGGAUACUAAAAUAGAUAUAUGGAUUGAGAAAUAUAGACCAACCACUCUCGAUGAUAUAAUUGGGAAUCCAGAAAUCACUACGCGUUUACAAUUCAUAGCCAAAGAGGGGAAUAUGCCUAACCUACUCCUUUGUGGUCCACCUGGAACUGGAAAAACUACGUCAGUUUUAUGUUUGGCUAGGGAAUUGCUUGGAACACACUUCAAAAGUGCCGUCAUUGAACUUAACGCAAGCGACGACAGGGGCGUUGAUGUUGUAAGAGAGAGUAUUAAGAACUUUGCCAAGAAAUCUCUCGUUCUGCCCCCAAAUAAGCAUAAGAUCGUCAUUCUCGACGAAGUGGAUUCUAUGACAGAACCUGCUCAACAAGCUUUGAGGAGAAUUAUGGAGUUAUACUCUAGUACUACAAGGUUUGCACUGGCGUGUAAUCAGUCGAAUAAGAUAAUUGAACCAAUUCAAAGCCGUUGUGCUGUUAUUCGGUACUCAAAGCUUCAAGAUGAGCAGAUAUUGAAGAGACUAGUUACCAUUUGCGAUAUGGAGAAUUUAACAUAUACUGACGAAGGAAUGGAAGCGUUGUUAUUCUCUGCAGAUGGUGAUUUGAGACGAGCUGUGAAUAAUUUACAAAUAGUAUCUGCAGGAUUUAAAGUAGUGACAAAGGAUAACGUUUUUAAGGUUUGUGAUAUACCGUCUCCCGAUUUAAUACAAAAAAUGCUCGAGAAUUGUUUAAAUGGUAAUUGGCGCCAGGCUCAUGAGAAAGUCGAUCAGUUGUUAGAACUAGGACAUUCUCCUGUGGAUAUACUAGUAACGAUGAGAAAUGUACUGAAAACCAUGGACGCGCCUGAGCAUGUGCUUUUGGAAUACAUUAAGAGUGUGGCUUUAUCCCAUAUGACAAUGGUUAAUGGAUUAUCCACUCAACUACAACUAGAGAAACUACUGGCGAAUUUAUGCAAGAUCGCACUGGCACUAAGAACUACCUAAUUUAUUAGCAUAUAA
This is a messenger RNA of Theileria parva strain Muguga, 1084 nucleotides long. RefSeq names its product Replication factor C subunit 4 (gene rfc4). Gene Ontology annotation, cellular component: nucleus; DNA replication factor C complex. Gene Ontology annotation, molecular function: DNA clamp loader activity; DNA binding; ATP binding. Gene Ontology annotation, biological process: DNA-templated DNA replication; DNA repair. Bases 95 to 1069 code for a protein of 324 amino acids. The transcript is spliced from 10 exons. The record is from RefSeq and is a predicted model, not a curated record. Lineage: Eukaryota; Apicomplexa; Aconoidasida; Piroplasmida; Theileriidae.